Messenger RNA from Carassius carassius (crucian carp), 3633 nucleotides. Its product is annotated as sodium/calcium exchanger 2-like. The transcript has 13 exons. Bases 238 to 3153 code for a protein of 971 amino acids. The record is from RefSeq and is a predicted model, not a curated record. Gene Ontology annotation, cellular component: postsynapse; sarcolemma; axon. Gene Ontology annotation, molecular function: calcium:sodium antiporter activity. Gene Ontology annotation, biological process: cell communication; calcium ion import across plasma membrane; sodium ion transmembrane transport. Lineage: Eukaryota; Metazoa; Chordata; Actinopteri; Cypriniformes; Cyprinidae.
AUACAUCAGAGUCAGCCCGCAGAGAGACACACAUAUGAGCACAAGCGGAGCAGUGUUUCAAUGAAUGAUCCAGCAGCAGCAGCAGCAGAAACAUGCGCUUCUCAGCCACGCCUGCCCUGAACAACACCUCUAACUAAGACACAAGGUCACCUGGUGGGCUGGUUCCUCUCCGUCUUGCAUCGCGUCCUUUAUUUCUUCUCCUCCUCUGAACUCUGAAGCCUUUUGAGGAGCGAGGUCAUGGCACCGUUUUCCUCUCCCAUCCUUCUCCUGUCUCUCAUCCUCUUCCUUUCUCUGCCUCCAUCCUGUUCUCCUGAAUCCCAGUGGGAAGAACCGUCUCUCCAGCCCUCCGUCGCUCCAGAAGCUCCAUCAGAACUUUACAAUAACGUGACCGAUGACAGCAAUGGCGUCACAACGAAAAAAAAGUGCAAUCAACUGGUGGAAUGCAAUCCUGGAAUCCUGCUGCCCGUGUGGACGCCCAUCAAUCCCAGCCUGGGAGAGCAGAUUGUCCGGGCCAUCGUGUAUUUCGUCUCUCUCAUGUACAUGUUUCUGGGAGUGUCCAUCAUCGCUGAUAGGUUCAUGGCAUCUAUAGAGGUCAUCACGUCACAGGAGAAAGAGGUGACCAUCACAAUGCCAAAUGGAGAAACAUCAGUGGCCACCGUGAGAAUCUGGAAUGAAACCGUGUCCAAUUUGACUCUGAUGGCACUGGGAUCAUCCGCCCCUGAAAUCCUCCUGUCAGUCAUUGAGGUGUGUGGUCAUGGGUUUAAAUCUGGUGAGCUGGGUCCGGGCACCAUCGUGGGCAGCGCUGCCUUUAAUAUGUUUGUGAUUAUUGGAAUCUGUGUGUGGGUGAUUCCUGACGGUGAAGUGAGGAAGAUCAAACAUCUCAGAGUCUUCUUCAUCACUGCCUUCUGGAGUAUCUUUGCUUACAUCUGGCUCUACCUGAUCCUGUCCAUCAUCUCACCUGGAGUCGUGGAGGUAUGGGAGGCUCUGGUCACUCUCUGCUAUUUCCCUGUUUGUGUGAUUCUGGCCUGGAUCGCUGACCGGCGCCUCCUUUUCUACAAAUACAUGUCCAAGCGCUACCGUGCCGACAAAAGGACAGGGGUUGUUGUGGAGACCGAGGGGGACAUGACCCCCAAAGGUAUGGAGAUGAUGAUGGACGGCAAGUUUCCACUGAGGGGCGGAGCCAUAGGGAUCGGCACACUGGAACAUUGCCAGGAUGGAACCGGCAACAUAGCAGGCACCAUGCCAACUCUACCCAACUCCAACAGCACAACUGUUUACAUGGAUGGUGCCAAGGACCUGGACGAGAGCCGUAAAGAAGUGAUCCGUAUCCUGAAAGACCUGAAGCAGAAAUACCCAGAUAAGGAGUUUGAUCAGCUGGUGGAAUUGGCGAACUACUAUGCCCUCCUCCAUCAGCAGAAAAGUCGCGCCUUUUACCGUGUCCAGGCCACGCGCAUGAUGAUUGGGGCCGGUAAUGUGUUGAAGAAACAUGCAGCAGAUCAUGCUCGCCGUGCUGUUGUGGCAGGCUGCGAUGAGGCUUCAGAUGAGGAUGACCUGGCCGUCUGCAGCCACAUCUCUUUCGAGAGCACACACAGUCAGUGCAUGGAGAACUGCGGCACCAUCAAGAUACCUGUGGUGUGUCGAGGAGGCCUGGGGGAGAGCACUUUCUAUGUUGACUACUGUACGGAAGAUGGCACAGCCAAUGCUGGCUCAGAUUAUGAGUACUGCGAAGGGACUCUGGUGUUCAAACCAGGAGAAACCAGGAAAGAAAUUAAGGUGGGCAUCAUCGAUGAUGACAUCUUUGAGGAAGACGAACAUUUCUAUGUGCGUUUGCUGAACCUGCGUGUCGGUGAUGCGGAGGGUAUGUUUGAGAGUGAUGACGUGGAUCAGGCUCCCAAGGCCCGGCUGGUGGAACCGCUGAUGGCCACGGUCACCAUCCUGGACGACGACCACGCAGGGAUCUUCACAUUCACAGACCGUCUGGUGCGAGUGAGCGAGAGUGUGGGAACCAUGGAGGUAACAGUGGUCAGGAACUCUGGCGCACGCGGAACCGUGAUCAUUCCAUACCACACAGAGAACGGGACGGCCCAAGGGGGAGGGGUAGACUACGAAGACGCGCACGGAGAGCUGGAAUUCACCAACGACCAGACAACUCAGACCCUUCAGGUGAGGAUCACUGAUGAUGAAGAGUACGAGAAACAUGAGAAUUUCUUCAUCGUUCUUGAGGAACCGCGCUGGCUGAAAAGAGGAAUCUCAGCCCUGCUGCUGAACCAAGAGGAUCCGGAGGGGCAGUUGAGUGCGGAGGAGGAGGAGGCCAGGAAGAUAGCAGAGAUGGGAAAACCUGUUUUGGGGGAGCAUAGACGGCUGGAGGUGGUGAUCGAGGAGUCAUAUGAGUUUAAGAGCACCGUUGAUAAACUGAUCAAGAAGACUAACCUGGCGCUGGUGAUCGGGACUCACUCGUGGCGAGAACAGUUCGUGGAGGCCGUGACUGUCAGCGCAGGUGAUGGAGAUGAAGAUGAAGAGGAGGGUCGAGAGGAGCGUCUCCCUUCCUGCUACGAUUACAUCAUGCACUUCCUGACGGUGUUCUGGAAGGUUCUGUUCGCGUUUGUUCCGCCCACGGAGUACUGGAAUGGCUGGGCAUGCUUCGUGGUGUCCAUCAUUGUAAUCGGCCUCCUCACUGCCAUCAUCGGAGACCUGGCGUCACACUUCGGCUGCACCGUGGGCCUCCGGGACACCGUCACCGCGGUGGUGUUCGUCGCUCUGGGCACUUCUAUCCCAGACACGUUCGCCAGUAAAGUCGCCGCCACACAGGAUCAGUACGCAGACGCCUCUGUGGGAAACGUAACGGGCAGCAACGCCGUCAAUGUGUUUCUGGGCAUCGGUGUGGCCUGGUCCGUGGCAGCCGUGUACUGGGCCGUCCAGGGCAAGCGCUUUUACGUGGAUCCCGGCUCGCUGGCCUUCUCCGUCACCCUCUUCACUAUUUUUGCCUUCAUCUGCAUGGGGGUGCUGCUGUUCCGCCGCCGGCCGUCUAUCGGCGGAGAGCUGGGCGGCCCUCGGGUCUCACGCCUGCUCACUUCGCUCCUCUUUCUGGGUCUGUGGUUCCUCUACAUCCUCUUCUCCAGCCUUGAGGCCUACUGCCAUAUCGAGGGCUUCUGAACGGCUCUAUAAAGGAGAUAUAGGGAGCAAACACUUGUUACAACACACACUUAUAUCUACAAACAGGCCUGAUAAACUACAUACAUCAACACAAGUUUGCACACACACACUUACAAAACACUUACGAAUCGCUGAAUGCACAUUACUCAGCUUAGAUGAGACCUAGAAGAGAAUCUGAGGUGAAAGACAAAAAGAGAUGGAUGAUGCUGGAGAGAGAUGAAAGAUGAGGAGUUUGUAAAAAAAAAAAAGGAAGCAGAGCAUGUAGCAACAGAGAGGGCAAAGAUGAGCGUGAUGUACUAUAAAGAGGGAGCGAUGCUGUAAAAUAGUCACACUUCUAUCUUAGGCAGAACUGAUGACUUUUGUUUCACACUGCAGUCAUGUAACAGGUCUUUUUAUGGUUCAAGGGCCCAAUAACUCUGAGUAAAGAUAAAUGGUGUCUUCAGAACUCUAGGGACAGCAUUUUAGAUGCUAAUGAAAAUG